CGCAGGCGGGCACAUUCCGGAUUGUCUCAUGAAUGCUAAGCUAACGUUUAAUACACAGUAUUUUAAAUAGUUUCUUAUGGAGGGUAUCAAUGCGAAGUACGUUUCCCAGAAAAUCAGUAAAACGAGAUGGAGACUAGUGUCGCAUUCGUCUUUGCAGCAACCAGAUAUAUUUGCGACUGGCUCGUGGGAUAACGAGGUUAACAAGAUUUCCUUUUGGUCCAUUGGGAAUCAUGGAGGUUCUGACAUGGACGAUGGAUUUGAAGGAGACCCACAGUUGCUGUGUGAAUAUAAGCAUGAUGGAGAUGUUCUGGACCUUCAAUUUUUGGACCAAGAGAGAAUUGUCACAACAUCGUCAACUGGAGCAGUCACCAUCUUUCGCCACCACCAAAACAGUCAGACAAUAUCAGUUUCUCAUUGCUGGCCAAGAGCGCAUCGUUACCCUUGUGACAACGCUCCCUGUACUGGUGUUGUGUGCAGCAGUCCUGAGAUUGUUACAGUUGGCGAAGAUGGCAAGAUCAUCGUCUUUAGAGCCGACCAGGAAGGAGUGAUUAGAGUCAUAGAGAAUGCAGACAGCUGCACCAUUCAUGCUGUGACGUACCUGAGGACAACAGAAAUUUUGACAGUGAACUCCAUUGGCCAGCUCAAGCUGUGGGACUUCAGACAACAAAGCGACGCACCAUCCCAGAUUCUCUCCUUGUCAGGGGAUAGAGUCCCUAUGCACUGUGUUGACAGACAUCCGAACCAACAGCACAUUGUUGCCACAGGAGGGCAGGACGGCAUGCUGUGUGUCUGGGAUGUGCGACAAGGCAGCACACCCUUCUCACUCAUGGAGGCACACUCUGCUGAAAUGUGGGAAGUCCACUUCCACCCAACCAACCCAGAUCAUCUGUUCACGUGCUCCGAGGAUGGUUCACUGCUGCACUGGGAGACUUCCACACAUACAGACAUGCCCUCCUUCUUACAAGGUGGCAGGAACAACAGCAUGGUGUCUCGCAGUGCGAUGGCCCCGGCUGGAGGGAACCAGUCUCUCAUCAGCGCCUGGCUCAGUGGAGACUCCAGCAAAGGCCGUCUGGAGACGACUCACAUGCUGCCCAGCCAGACACUGUCCGUCAACAGUUUGGAUGUACUCGGACAAUGUCUUGUCUGUGGGACUGAUGGAGAAGCCAUUUUUGUCAAUAGAGAGGUCCCAGUUUAAAAGAGUGGUUAUUGUGCAUGACAAGAUGUAUAGGACCAUCUGUUUAUUUGUCAUCAAUGGUUCAAGGGUUUUGUAGAUAAUUCCAAGCAGUGUAUAUCAGCGAUGCAACUUUUCUAUGGAUUUCAUUAAACUGUUUUGAAUAAGUAAAUAAAAGCAAAUAUCUCAAGA
Molecule: messenger RNA, 1363 nt
Organism: Pseudoliparis swirei
Lineage: Eukaryota; Metazoa; Chordata; Actinopteri; Perciformes; Liparidae
Gene: nup43
Product: nucleoporin 43
Exons: 8
Coding region: 77-1195 (372 amino acids)
Cellular component (GO): nuclear pore outer ring
Molecular function (GO): protein binding
Source: RefSeq, a predicted model, not a curated record